Danaus plexippus (monarch butterfly) is the source of this 3286-nucleotide messenger RNA. Its product is annotated as galactosylgalactosylxylosylprotein 3-beta-glucuronosyltransferase S-like. The record is from RefSeq and is a predicted model, not a curated record. Gene Ontology annotation, biological process: carbohydrate metabolic process; chondroitin sulfate proteoglycan biosynthetic process. Bases 69 to 1100 code for a protein of 343 amino acids. Gene Ontology annotation, molecular function: galactosylgalactosylxylosylprotein 3-beta-glucuronosyltransferase activity. The transcript has 4 exons. Gene Ontology annotation, cellular component: Golgi membrane. NCBI's taxonomy places the organism in Eukaryota, Metazoa, Arthropoda, Insecta, Lepidoptera, Nymphalidae.
UCGACCGAUUGACAUACGUCAAGUGGGGUUGUUGCAAAUUGUUUGACUGAAAAUGUAUUUAAAAAAAUAUGAAACAUUUUAAGCUGUUUAAGAAUAUUUUCGCGAUGGUCGUGUUCCUUACUGUUUUGUGGUUAUUAUUUACUUGGGGAAAUGUGGGGAUAUUGAGUUUACAUGCCAAUGAUCCUCUCAGCAUUCCCGUGGCUGUGAGAAACAAGCUGUGCUCGGUGAAGUUGUCGGAUGGGCGCUCGCACCUGUCUCAAAGUGGCCGCAUGAUCUACUACGUCACGCCCACCUACCCUCGCCCUGAACAAGUGCCAGAGUUGACCCGUCUCGCUCACACACUCAUGCACGUUCCUCGUCUGCAUUGGAUUGUAGCUGAUGAUCAGCCAAUUUGCUCGGAACUAGUGGGAAAUAUUCUUAAGCGCACCAGACUGCCGUUUACUCACAUAUCCAGCCCAAAACCCUUCAUCUACAAGAGCAGCAACUUCCCCCGCGGAGUGGCCAACCGGCGGGCUGCUCUCGAUUGGCUCCACGAGAACGUGUCUGAAGGGGUGUUGUACUUCGGAGACGACGAUAACACGGUGGACCUGCGGCUGUUCGACGAGAUCAGGAACACUGAGAAGGUGUCCAUGUUCCCAGUGGGACUGAUAGGCGACUACGGCGUGUCCUCCCCCGUCGUCAAAGACGGAAAGGUGGUGGGUUUCUAUGAUUCCUGGCCGGGUGCUCGGUCGUUCCCGGUGGACAUGGCGGGCUUCGCGGUCAAUGUGGCGAUGCUGCGUGAAGGAGCCACUAUGCCGUUCGUGGCCGGCCACGAGGAGGACGGCUUCCUCCGCAGCCUGGCCGUCGAGCUGGCGGACAUUCAGCCCCUCGCUAAGAACUGCACCAAGAUAUUGGUCUGGCAUACCAAGACCGUGAAACAUAAGAAACCCACCGUCAAGGUGGACCUCGACAAGCUGAAGAAUACAGGACGGUACCACAACCUCGCCAGCUUGCUCAGAGAGACGUCGUACAUGGGCAUGGCGGAGACCAGUGCAGAUUCCGGGAUCAAAUCGUUUAUAACCAGCAACAGGAAGACCUUUCAAGCUCUCACCGAUUUCUGAAUCACACUCUCGUCUACUAUUUGGCUUCUAGUCACAUUUUAUUCAGAGGUAACAUGUAUUUGUCAAUGUCGUGGCAGCAUUCACAUUUAAUUGUCUACCAGCGAGUAGAGUUGCAUCCUUAAUUAAUUUUUACUGUCUCAUAUUAUGUAAUUUAUAUAUUUUCAUACCGGUGGCGUGCACGGAGAUGUGGGUGGGACAAGAGGAAUAUGCUUGAAAAAAAAUAAACCAAUUUUCAUCAUCUCCUCUUCUAAAACAUUGAGAAUAAUGAGGUCUUUCGCAAGUAUUCGUUUAAAUUAAACUAAUAUUUUCGGAUCACUACGCGUAAUUUAUAAUUAUUAUGCAGGCGAGAUGUCCGCAGUGAUCAGGGUUGCUGCUGAGUAAUCCGAAUGUCGGGAGCAUGCAAUCCGGAAAAAUUAGUUUCAUUUAGACAUUGAUAAUAUUCACGCGUAAAGUACAAAUGAAUGUAAUGAAUCUCGAUUACCUCUGAGCUACGAAAGUACCUUAAAACGACUACGAUCUGUUCAUCAGCGCUUUAAAAAGUUAUUUCAAUCAGAAUAUCCGGUGGAGAUCCAAAUAUUCUUAUUAUUAAUAUUAAAAAACAACGGACAAAUUUUCCAUAAUUCGCUAGCCGUUAGCAGCGGCCGAUCGAAAAUGUUUCGUUUUUACAUUGAUAGAUGGCACUUUUAACAAAUCGUCAAUCAAAUGUCAUUUUAAAUGUUUGUAAACAUUUGUAUCUCAUUAAGUAAGUAAGUAAGAAUUAAACAAUAUAGGUUUAGUUGUUAUACGGGUAGGGCAGGCAGUGCUUAUUUGCAUCUGCGGUGUGCACGCCACUGCUCAUUCAACGACGGUGGUUAAAGCGAGUGCUAGUUCCAGUUAUUCCAGUUCCGCGACAAAAUCAUAUAAGUCAGUGACGAACGUUUAGCGGAGAUUUAGUUUGAGACAAUAAUUGAUAUCGAAUCGACUGACUUCGUUAACUUAUUAUGAUAUACUUUAAAUAUACACCCGACUGUCCUCCCGUCUUCAUGCAUAUAUAUAUAUAUAUAUAUAUAUAUUUAAAGUAAUUGUGCUGAUGUUCAAAGGAAUAUGUGAUGAAAAAAUGACCUACACUAGUGUAGAUAUAAAGUGUGAUCGUAGAUAGGGUUAGAUAGGUUAUACAAUAUGCCGUCUCAUUAAGCAAACAGAGUUAGUUAGGUCGUGAUUGUAAGGUUGUGGGGCGGGGAGGAAAAUACAAGCUAGAAUUACUCUAUCGCAAUAACAGAGGUAUAAAAUUAUUGAAUAACAUACUCGAAAGAAACGUCUUGGCUGUAAAAUGGAGGAUAUUACUUAUUAGGAGAUCAAUUCGGCAGUUUGUUGACACUGCGGCGCUAGUAGUCAUCAAAACAAAUAUGGCGCUGACAGCACGAAUGGUCCCAAUGCUCUGUUGAUUUUUCGUUGUGACAUGUACAAAUGGAGACUUAAUAGCCGAUUAUUAACUUACAUAGGUUAUGUUAAUUAUCAUAAUAUAUUUAUAUAUAUAGUACUCUAUUGUGGUUGCUUGUAAUCCAUCUCCUUUGCUGCUAACAAGUGUUUAGAACUUCCAGCUAUAUAUUGAUAUAGUUAUUUUUCAUAUAAAUAUAGAGAGCAUCGCAUCUAUUUCAUAAUAAGAUUAUAAUAGUUUUACUAAAGGCAGGACAAGUUUGUGCAAUUGACAGCGACAUGUACGGCACAGAGACUAGAGAGGAAGCGAAACAAUGCAAGUAUUAUAAUUGGUACUAAAGAGGUCUGGAGGCGACCGACAUGUUGUUGAUGAAGGUUUCCUUGUAAUAUUAGAAGUGCCCCAAAUAUGUAUAAGGCUAUCUAUUCACUUAUGUUUCUUCAUUAAUUAUAGAAAAUUUUAUUCAGAAUAUAUAUAUUUAUAUGACAGAUGAGUUAUUUGAGAUUAAAUACUAAGGUGAGAUAGAUGUUAAGGAUUCCGAAGUAUAUUUUCUUUGUUGAUAUAAUUUUAUUAUCGUCUGAAAGAUUCGUUGUUCACUUUGAGGACUUAUUUAUUACUUGGCAAGCGAUUCCAUGUAGGGACGAGGCGAGUCUCCGAUAUCGGCCAGUGUGUACAUACAGUGGCUAGAUUACUUUAACACAAACCGAGUGCAAUCAAUGAGAAAAUAUUACAUUUCGUUUGCAUUGAACAAUAAAAACAUUUAAAAAAGUUA